AUGGGCAAGCCAAGGCGCGCCAUCCAGACGGCAGCGCAGGAGUCACUGACACCUCCGGACGAGCUGACCGCAACCCAAUCCGUCGCCCGUGUCGUCAAAGCCGAGGGCAGCAGCCUCUUCACGUGUGAGCUGCCGAACGGAAAGCCCGUCACCGUCGAGCUCGACCCCAAGUUUCGAAACACCAUCUUCAUCAUCCGAGGCGGAUAUGUGCUGGUGGAUCUAGCGUCUGUCGAGGAGCGGCCGAGCAAUAGCAGGGUGGCCGGUGCAAUCAUCAACAUCGUGCGCGAUGAGAAGGCGUGGCGGAAGCAACUUUACUGGCCAAAGGAGUUCGCCAUGAGGAACACGUACGCCGAGGAGGAGGACGACGAGUCAAACACAGGCAAGAUGCCACCCAGCGACUCGGAAGAGGAGGAAGGGUCAUGA
Messenger RNA from Chaetomium strumarium, 423 nucleotides. RefSeq lists its product as uncharacterized. Gene Ontology annotation, cellular component: nucleus. Gene Ontology annotation, molecular function: translation initiation factor activity; RNA binding. Lineage: Eukaryota; Fungi; Ascomycota; Sordariomycetes; Sordariales; Chaetomiaceae. Gene Ontology annotation, biological process: translational initiation. The record is from RefSeq and is a predicted model, not a curated record. The transcript has 2 exons. Bases 1 to 423 code for a protein of 140 amino acids.